Molecule: messenger RNA, 447 nt
Organism: Lytechinus variegatus (green sea urchin)
Lineage: Eukaryota; Metazoa; Echinodermata; Echinoidea; Temnopleuroida; Toxopneustidae
Exons: 2
Coding region: 1-447 (148 amino acids)
Biological process (GO): netrin-activated signaling pathway
Cellular component (GO): membrane
Molecular function (GO): netrin receptor activity
Source: RefSeq, a predicted model, not a curated record
AUGGAUACACAACGUCCCAAGGAAUCUAGACUCUCCGGAGAAGUAAUUUCUGAGGGGUUUUCUAUACCUCAAGAUGCUCCAAACCCUACAGAUAAGAUGAAGCAGAGUAAGCAGAAUGAAACUCAAAAACAAUCUGCAGAAAGCGAGGAAGAUCAUACAAAUGAUGAAGAAGAUGACUUGAUUCAACUUGAGAAGCAUGGUAUCACGGUCAGGAUUUCGAAAUAUGAAAUUUACAGCGCAAAGGACAUCAGUGUGGAAGUGAUUGAAGACGUUCCACCUGAGCUGGAGUUGAAGGAAACAGAAGCCAUCAUUUCGGUUGGAUUAAAGAUGUCGCCUUCAGAUGCACUCUUUGACAGUCCCGUGAGAGUAACAAUGCCCCAUUGCGGUGCAUUCAUAAAGCCAAAGGAUGCAGAAGUCUACAUCUAUUAUCGCAAGAAUGACAGCUAG